Cutaneotrichosporon cavernicola is the source of this 8703-nucleotide messenger RNA. RefSeq lists its product as uncharacterized. The transcript has 11 exons. NCBI's taxonomy places the organism in Eukaryota, Fungi, Basidiomycota, Tremellomycetes, Trichosporonales, Trichosporonaceae. The record is from RefSeq and is a predicted model, not a curated record. The coding region runs from base 1 to 8703 and encodes 2900 amino acids.
AUGACGUGGCUCACGCUGCUCAUCUGGCUCGUAGUCGUCGCGUUCAUCGACACCCGCUUCGUCCUCCCAUGGGUGGUCCGUCUGGUUUCCAAGUUCCGCAUCACAGCGUCAGAACUAUCGUUAUUCCGGGUGCGCGACUUAGGAUGGUACAUGAAGGGCCAGGACAAGUCGACAGGCCCCAACCUUGGCGUCGAGUUAAUCAACUGGUCGUUUGGAGGCUCAACGCCUGGAAAACUCACCUUCAAACGCAAAUGGCAAGUCCCAUCCUGGUUCAAGCCCGUCGUCGAUUACUUCCUCCACCUCCUACUUCACCAUUGGAUUGCCGUCUUGGACUUCCUCUCGGUCCACCUCACCGACAUUCGCAUCAUCGUCGAGGAACUCGACGACGUCGAGAUUCGCAUCAGUGACGUGCGACUCGCGUUCGGGGAAGAUAUCUCAGUGCCGCCGGCAUACCAGGACCCUCUUCAGCCUGACGAGUACCAUGCGCGGAGGUCAUCAACUCCAGACGCCGCGUCGGGGACGCCCCGGGCUCGCCGACAUGCGCCGUCGCCAUCAAUCACACAGAUGUCCAAGGCUGUGUGGUCGCACGCUAUUGGUAAUGCCAUCGGCCGAAUGGCUUUCUCUCUGCGCGUGCAAGACGUCACGGUCCUGCUUCCGCGCCCAUUGGCAGCACCGGCGGAGGAGCUGCCACAAACGGAGGAGAGCCAUGCGGCGCUACCCUCUCUCAGCUCUGUCCUCAGGAACCGGAAGAGGAGAAGCAAGGUCGACGCCGCCCUGCGGCCCUCGCCGUCCGGAUAUCAACGAAUUGCGUCACUGGAGACUCCCUCCAUUAUCCUGUUGUCGCUGGGCAUCGGCCCUGCGACCCAGGUCUUCGACAAGGACAACCUUCGUGCGGACGUGCAGCUCGGUCAUCUCCAGCUCGGCCUUGAGGGUGUGGAAAAACUCAUUGCUAUCAAUAAGGCUCGCAGGAAGUUGAAAAGCCCCUCGAGCAACACACGGUCACGGGUCUGGACUCAAGGCUCCUUGGCUAGGCGAGUUGUUCGUGCACUCGAGUCUGUCACCACGUCCUGCGAGAAGGCUUCCGUGUACCAUGCCCUUCCAUUGCAAAAGCCCGACAUUCCUUCUGCUUCUUCCGCAGUGUCCGAAGCGAGCGAAGUGAACGCGCCUGGUCUGGCCUUGUCGCUGGACGUCUCUGCGUUGUCCAUGCGUAUCGCGGCCACUCACUCCGGUAUUGAUCCGCGUAUGGGCAAGGUCUUUGGUACCAGCCAAAAAAAGAGUUCGCGUGUCCACGGUAUCACGGCGUCGCUGUCGUGGUUGGCAAUUGAGCUGCAGUGCGUCGCACCUGGGGAACCAGCGGACGACAAGUCCCAGGUGGCCGCAAUUCGCCAAGCCGACUUCGACGUACUCACCACUUGGGCACCCGAGGGUUUCGAACGUCGCGAGGCGCUGUUUAGCGACGAUCCCGAGCUCUCCAUCAUCAUUGCUCGCGGUUAUGUGGCGUCUCUGGGGGUGUCGAGCGAUUUGCAGCUCAUCAGCGAGCUUUCUCGCUCUUGGAAAGACACCCACCCUGCCAGCUCCGAGGCAGUGCUGCCUCCCUCAGCUCCAAGGACACAUUGGCCCAAGCCACCCCGCGUUCGGUUUUUCAUUGACCUUGGGCACAUGUCUGUGAUUAUCGCGAGCAGUGCAGCUGAGGACUCGGCGGCAAUCAGUCUGUCGUCAGAUGGUAUCUCCCUCGGUGCGACCGCCAAUUUCGAUGACCAUGGGGCGCCGUCACCUUCAACGGAUGAAUCCCCGUCUCUGUCCGCUGAGGAUGAUAGUUCGUCGACGUCGUCCAUAGACAGCGAGCGUCCCACCUUCGGCAUGAUGGGGAACGGCUUUGCUGCCAUCGAGCCGAUCAAUCUUCGCAUCGUGCUUGGCACACAGAACGAGAAAACGUACGAGCUCGCCAAGGUCGGCCGCAUCCAGACCAAGGUUAUCGGGCACAUCUCCGGCUCUUGUCGCACCUUGCAGUCGGGUGUGGAUGACUACCGUCUUCUGCCCAACACGCUCGCGACCGACGUCGAGGUUGUCAUCGACGAUGGCGUCAAGAUGCAGCUUUGGCAUCCGGAUGUAAUUAAUGCCCUCAUUCACUUGGCACGCCUGAAGCAACCUGCGGCAGUUUCCAAGACCUCCAAGCAGCGCAAAGACCCACUGGACAUCCUUCCCGGUGGCCUGUCCGUUCGACUGGCACUCGGCUCGGCCAGCAUCUUCAUUGGACAUCAAGAUCUCAACCCCACGUGCGACAUCUUGCUGGCGCGAGGUAUCUUCCUCCAGACCACUGUCGUGUUCGACUACGCUCGCUUUCGGACGAUGAAGGCUAGUGGCAGCGCCCGACACUUGAGGAAUCUGAAGAUGCGUGACCGUCUCAAGCUCUUCAAGGACGUAACGGCGUCGGCGUUCGACCAUACCCACAAGCUCGAGCAUCGCGGGGCGCAGGCGGCGCUGUUCUCCUUGUUGCUCCGCGAGACGGGUGUCAAGACAGUCUUCAAUGGCGAAGUCUUCGUGGAGAACGGAGGCACCGACCGGCUCAUGGACCCACCCACUUCAAGCAUUCCAACUCCACCGCCCGCAGACCCCGAGUUUGUGGCUUGGGGCUGGACCGGAGGACGACGUCGCGAGAAAGCGCCGCGCAAACCUCAUCCCAGCCACGUCCCGCAGGCGUACAUUUCGGCAUCUCACCUCCUCUACGUCCCGCAUCUCCACUUCACUGCCAAGGUACAUCAGCCUGUGCCUCAAGAACCGUCACAGGUCCAAGUUUACGGGCGAGUCGAGUUGCUACAUGUUGUUACGCACAUCUCCGACUUGUACUGUGUAUUGAUCGCGGUACACUCUGUGCUGGAGAUCGUGAGCGCACUCAAGCAUUCACAAGAGCCUUCAGACGCCAAGGCAAAGGCAGACCGAUCUGCACUCACCCACGCCGUUAAGCGCAGUAUACCGUUCACCGUCGGACUGGCCGUCCACAAGGUGUGGCUGCACAUCCACUUCCCGUUACAGGAGCAAGCCUUCAUCGCCAUGGAGAACGUCGGCGUGGAGCGCAGUCUUGACAAGCGGACUACCGCCAAGUCCGAUUACGUGGUGUUGUACAUCCAAAACGAGAGGCAGCCGGGCAUGUGGGAUGAGCUCGGUCGCAUCAAGCGUCUCACGCUGGCGGUCGACCCUUCACACAGGGUGAACAUCAGUGCGAUCGCGUUCCGCAUCCGCAUCCCAUACGCGUUCCUUAUGUCGCAGCUCAUUUUCAACAUCAACAUGGCUGUCAAGACCACCAAGCUCAUCCUCAGAAACUUGCGCACAGGCAACUUCUCACUUUACAAGAAGUCCGGGCCUGAGCCCCCAAAGAAGCUGCCUCACAUCCGCAUUCAGGUCGACCUGGUCCACUUCGAGGCGCGAGAUCAUCCUGUCGAAAACACGCUCAAUCUCGCCAACCGCGUCGGUCUCUACGAGCAGAAGACGCGCCUCGACCUAGACGAGCUGUUCGAGCAGAAGCUGGCCAUUAUGGCGGAGAACGGGGAGGGCACUCGAUCCCAUUCCAAUCUCUCGACCUCACAAUCGGUCACCGAUGAGGAAGCGCGGUAUCGUCUGGACUGGCAUUUCUCGCGCAACUGGGUUCGCCGCAUCCGCCGAGCCAAGGCUGAGCAGAGACGCCGCGAAGAGUUAGCGCAGAGGCGCUUACUCAUCUCACCCUGCAAGCUGCCCAUCCCGGUCCUCGAGCUCGAGCAGACGGUGCCCCUCUUCCGCUUCUCGUUCGUCGGCGUCAACGUCACCUUGGCGCCUCCCAACAAGUCGCGCGCCCAGCUGAUCAAGUACAUGGGCGACGUAUCUGCGCCAUUCAAGGACGGCGUGCAGUUCUCCCUCAUGAUUCCUUUCAAUCUGACGUGGACCAUGCUGGAAGCCAAGGUCCAGCUUCGCGACUAUCCUCUGCCCCUGCUACGGAUCUUACCGGGUCCAGACAAGACGGCCGGCUGGCAUGUCACCACGCUCUUCAUCAUCGCUGAAGAGCUGUCGGAUGACGACUCAACGAUGUUCUUCCCGAUCGAGAUUGUGCCCGGACAGUGUGGCCACGACACGGUCGGGCCCCUUAUCGUCAACAUCGGUAAGGCCAUCAUGCCUACCAAGACGUACGCUCGUCCGAUGAUCAAGGUUCUCUCCCCUGAGGCUACGAGAUUCACCUGGUGCAACUCGUACAAGCCUGGCAUGUCCGAUUUGACGCGCAUCUUCGAGACCCUCAGCAAUCCUCCACUGGACCCGUCGCCGAAGAUUGGUUUUUGGGACAAGCUCCGUCUGGCCUUCCACUGGCGAGUCAUCCUAGACUUCGCCAGUACCGUGCGUUGGUACAUCAAGGGCAGCCAAAACCCGUAUUCCAUCACGGGUUUCGGAGCGGGCUUCGCUCUCGUCUGGCGUCGAAACGUGUGCAUCGAGAUUGGACAGCCGAACGCCGAGGGAGAACUCGUACAGGUCAUGGCUGACGAGUUAUUAGUCAGCAUACCAGACCUCAACGAGCUCCAAGACCAAGCAGCGGUUGGCAUAUCGGACGAUCAGCCAGAGAUGGAUGAAGACGAAGCCGAUAGAAGACUCAUCGAAAGACGAAGUACAAAGCCGUGUGCCAGAUUCCUCAACGGCGUUCGCUUUGGUCUCGGCUUCGUUUUCGAGCGUACCUGUCGGCCUUGGUCCUGUGACAAGUGCGGUAGCACGCAGAACCUUCUCCAUCUCGUUCUCAAGCACCCCAAGGUCGCAGAACGUCUCGCGAUGGAGCUCGGCCACGCCUUUGACUCGUACGAAGGCUUCCGGUCCGACUACAUCCACUUCUCCGUGUCUCUCGUGGCUCCACGCGAGGCAGGUGGUGUUGAGCCCAUGGCGACGGGAUCUGCGGCCAUAACGCACAGCAGCAUUCACAUGAACCCAAAGGCGUUCGCGCACUUUUUCAACUGGUGGAACUUGUUUCGGAGCAAGAUCCCGGCGCCAAUUCGACAGGGUAGAGCGUUCCCAGAUAACCCGCGGUCGUCACAAAGUUUCGGUGCGUCGCUGGCGACCAUCAAGUACAGAUGCGACAUCGCGCCAAUCUACGUCUCGCACAUGUACAGCGUCUCCUCUGAAGAUAUGUGGACCAAGGGCCUCGCUCAGAGCUUGGGCUUCAAGCUCCGUGCUGCCCGGUUUCGACUCGACGGCCAUCAGCGUCAGCAAGAACAGCGGCAGUAUAGCGAGGCCCUCAAAGGAGUCAAGAUUGUCACCCAUAAGCCGUUCUACGCGGCCGACCUCCUUUUGGACGAGAUCACCUUUAAGGGCAUGGUUGCCGGCUUCAACGAGGCACAUAUCUAUCCUGACAACCCAGCUCUGGAUACCACUUAUCCGCACGCAUCGGACCUCUCAGAGGAGGGCAAGGUCUGGUAUAACUACUUCGAUUUCAUCGACGCCGACCAAAAACCAUUUGACCGUAACCCUCGUGUGAAGAUUGUGCACAUGGGCGACUGCCCACAUGUCUUCCUCUCGCGCCGUGUCAAGGCGGUGGCAACUACGCCCAACGACGAGUUGCUCAAUCUGCCGCCAGGCAAGGAGGCGUCCAAGUUCGGACACGAGAAGACCCACAUCUGCUAUCUGGGCGCUGCUCUCGGCGUCGGUCCGAUGCAGUCGCAAAUUGCUCAAGAGCGUGUGGUCUUCUUGCAGGAGAUCCUCAGCAGCUUCACCGAGGAGGACAGAGAGAACGAUCCCCAGCAUGUUGCUUCGAUCAAGCACCGCAUCAACAUCUUGGAACACCACAUUGACGACCUUGCGCAGACCGAAACCCGCCACAUGGACAACUCGACUCUGGGCCUUCCCGUUGAGAAAUCUGGUGACGAUGACGGAGAAGACGAGACAGUGUUCGACAACACGCUCCAUGUCCACAAUCCCCGUCUCUUCUUCAACAACGAGAGUCGCAACGUGCUCUACAAGUAUCUUUACGCCAGGAAGAGCCGCAAGCGAGAGGAGUACACCACCUCUUAUGCUGCGCUGAGGGCUAUCCGGGACGGUGUGAAGCAGCGGCGGCAGCGGGCGGCGAACGGUUUGAGCCGAGACGACGUAAUGGACAAUGUCCCCGGGGACGAGGUCGCCGAGCUCCUUCGAACACUGGAGAAGAGGGCUGAGCAAGGGCUGUCAGCACGCUUCAAGAUCGAUGAUAGCUUCUUGUCGCACCAAGGCACAGCGAAGUUGCCAGCGCAAGGUCUCCCAUCUGACUGCGCCGCGCAUCCCCAGUGGCGCGUCCUGGUCCUCAAACCGCAGAUCGCGCUUCGCUCCACAGCGGACCCUGCAGCUGUCGUCCUCGUCACGUUGGAAGAGAUGGCCAUGAAGGGCUACGUCGUUUUAGACACGACGGCUGCCGACUCGGUGGUAAGCGAGGUUCUCUCUCGCUCGUUCGCCGUUUGCAAAGGGCUUCAAGCCUUCUAUCCGACCACGGAGACGAUGGCGAGGUCCACCACGGGGGCGCCAAACUACAGGGAGAUGGACUUUGUCCCGCUCGAGAUCUUCCUCGAUGCGAAGAGUGAAGCGACCGACUACGAUCGUAUAAUCCUUAGAUCCGAUAUGGGUCUCGCUUGGGACGAGUUCAACCAUCUUCGAGCUGCACGGGGCCUCGAGUGGCCCGAGACGGUGAAUGAUUUUGGCGAUCCCAUCGAGCAUCUUCGUCUUCACCAGAACAUGACGUCAAUCUGCAUGCCGAUGCUCACCGCUACAGCCAACGCCACACACUGGACGGCGCUGUACUAUAUCAUCACCGACCUGAUGAUGUACACGCUUCCUGAAGAACGGUUGAGAAAGCAGAAAGUGGAUGGCUUCCUCCUCAAGUUUGAUCGCCGAGACCGCGACCCACAGCAGCUGAUGUGGAACUUGUUCGUUAUCCAGCAGCACAUGCGCGGCUUAGCGGAGUUGCAACGUGGUUACCAGGCCAAUCUCCAGAGACUCACUGUCGAGGGCAAGCGCGAACUGUUCAACAUCCGCGCCGAUUUUCUCCAAGAAUACGAGACGCUCAACACGGUCUUCGACGUUAUCAACCUCAACAGAUCGUAUGAGGAAGCACGCGAGGCUCUGCAAACCCAGAGUCAGAUCAACGUCGGUGUUGGCAACAUUGCGUGGCACAUGUUAAAGGACGACGUCAAGCCUCUACUGAAGCUCAACAUGAAGCACGCACUGUUCGCAAUGGACCACAACCAAGACGGGUCGACAGACUGGGCGAUCGCAGUCGCGGACCUCGAAGCCCUCAACAGCAACGCUGAUGCGCUAUUCACUGAGGUGCUCACAAAAAGCUCCAAGGAGCUCAGCAAGAUGAAGAUGCAUUCCAACUGCUUCAUGUCGGCCUCAUUUUCUACCCUCCCACAGGUUGGUGGCAUCAGUAUCAUCAAGGAAUUGCAGGCCUUCCUUCACCCAGUGAGGUUCCGUCUCGAGCAGAAAGUCGGAGCAGCCGUCAUCGACUACAUCUUCAACGACAAGACCAAGUCGCACAUGGGGAGUAGUGGUGGCACCGCCGACAAGGAUAAGCAGCCAGAGAAGACCAAGCAAUCCGACAAGGGCAAGCACGCAGACAAGGGCAAGCAUGACAAGGGCAAGCACUCAGACAAGGCCAAGCAGCUCGGACCCAGCUGCUCCAGUGCGAACAACGUUGCAGCUGUGCCGAACUCAACCGACAGCCUCACGUUGCCGCGCAACCAGUCGCAGAUGACUGUGGGAUCUGGACAUUCCGUUGCGAGCACCUGCCCGCCUCAAGGUGACCAAGACAGGCACGACAUGGACGGGGACGUGGACGCUGAGGAGAUGCGUCGCCGCGCAUCCCAGAACCGAACUUUCAUGAACGUUGUGAUUGGGUCAAUCUUUAUCGCCUUGGACUACAAGCGUGAUGAAACGAGAAAGAAGCACGGCUUCGUGCCCGAGAUGGCCGACUUCAAGCUCACCGUCCCCGACCUUACCUACAAGGACGAGGUGUGGAGCGGCAAGGACUUCCUUAAGGCCGUUACACGUGACCUCAUCCGUUCGGUUUGGUCGCAGAGAGGCGACCUGAUGUCGCAGGUGAUGAAGAAGACGUCGGUGUUUCGCUCCAAGAAGCACCUUCGCCACAUUGCUGGUAUCAACCCCGAUGUGGAGAAACUGAGCUCGCCCAAGUCUCCUCUACGGUUCAGUGUCCAGCCGUCGACGCCAUUAGACAUGGACGACUAUGAACCGGCGCCAGAGGAAGGUUCGUACCCAGCAGAGGUGGCUGCUGGUUCAAGCUCGAAAGCCGCGACGGAGGACAUGACCCCGCGGAACACGCUCGAGGGCACCGUUACGCCACGCACGACAGGGAGACGACCGUCGCUUGGCGUCGCGAACAGCAACGGUAGUGGCAACGGCAACGUCGACGGCGGAGACGCGGACGACGAGGGCGAUCUACCAAAGAAGCGCACACGAUUGUUUAGUCGGUUACGCAAGCUUAGCAAGGGGGAGGACGAGAAGGCAGUGGUGACGCCUCAAGUGCGCACAAGACUUGGGUCUGUGAGCGAAGGAGGGUACGCCUCACAGAUGUCGCAGACGACGCCGCAGCAGCAGCGCACCGCGUCGGCGGACUACGGUGGCGGGGCGAGUUUGCGGUCAUCGCGAUCAGCACAGUCGUCUACUUCGCGCUUGACGCCAGAGGUAAUACAACGACAGGUCAGCAAGGGAGGUUAA